Zea mays is the source of this 2330-nucleotide messenger RNA. RefSeq lists its product as uncharacterized. Lineage: Eukaryota; Viridiplantae; Streptophyta; Magnoliopsida; Poales; Poaceae. Bases 175 to 2142 code for a protein of 655 amino acids. The record is from RefSeq and is a predicted model, not a curated record. The transcript has a single exon.
CAUAUACUGUCCUGUCUCUUCAGUCUUCAGUUCACCACCAGCAGCCCUCAGAACAUCCGAUUACCCGAAGGCCCCCCUCAGUCCCCCUCAGCCCGCAGUAGCCGUACACCUCCCAGUUCCGCGGCCCAAGCUCUGCUCAAGCCGAUCGAGCGAGGCUAAGGCCCAGAUCCUACGAUGGCGAUCACCGUGGGAAUUGCCGACGCCCCUUACAUCCUCGUGGGCCCACCCGAGGCUCGCCAGAGCCACUCCGCCGCCCUGGCCACUGGGGCCGCGCUAGCGCCGACGCGGGAGGAGUUCCCAGACCUGACGGACGCGUUCUCCAACGAGUUCGCCGCGCUCGCGGCGGCGGCGGGGCCGGGCGGGAAGGCGCUCACCGAGAACUUCUCCCCCACGUUCGUGUCCUCGGGGGACCCCUGCCUCGACUUCUUCUUCCACGUGGUGCCCGGCACGCCGGCCGCCUCCGUGGAGUCGCUCCUGGGCGCCGCCUGGGCGGCCGACCCGGACACCGCGCUCCGCCUCGUGGCCAACCUCCGCGGCGUGCGCGGGAGCGGCAAGUCCGACCGCGAGGGCUUCUACGCCUCCGCGCUCUGGCUCCACGCGCGGCAUCCGCGCACGCUGGCCCAAAACGCCGCCUCCCUCGCCGAUUUCGGCUACCUCAAGGACCUCCCCGAGCUGCUCCACCGCAUCGUGCACGGCGGGGUGUCCACCAGGACCCCAGGCAAGAAGGCACGCCUAACCACCAAGUGCAGCCGAGGCCGGGGCCGCCGCGUCUGCUUCGGCAACCGUACGCGUUGCAGCCGCGCGGAACGGGCCGCCACGCGCGUCGGCUCAACGGAGGAGCGCGUCGCGGCCAGCCUGGAGCGCGACCGGGGACUCGCGGCCGCGGCCGUGGUGGCGCGCCGGACCAGGAGAGCGGAGGCCGCUGCGAGGGCGGUCGAGAUGUACAGUAACGACCCCGCCUACCGGUUCCUGCACGACCGCACGGCCGACCUCUUCGCGGGGCUCAUCGCGGAGGACAUGCGCAAGCUCGCGGCCGGCAAGGUCCGGGAGUUCUCUCUCGCCGCCAAGUGGUGCCCGUCGCUGGACUCCUCCUACGACCACUCCACGCUCAUCUGUGAGGCCGUCGCGCGUCGCCUCUUCCCCAAGGGCUCCGCGCCCGAGCUCGCCGCGGACCUCGCGGACGAGCACUACGCGUACCGCGCGCGCGAGCGGCUCCGCAGGGUGGCGCUCGUGCCGCUCCGCCGCGCGCUCAAGCUCCCCGAGGUCUUCAUCUCGGCGCGCGCGUGGGAGUCGGUUAGGUACACCCGCGUCGCCUCCGUGGCCAUGAAGAACUACACGGACCUCUUCCUCAAGCACGACGCCGACCGCUUCAACGCCUACCUCGCCGACGUCAAGUCCGGCAAGAAGCGGAUCGCCGCGGGCGCGCUGCUCCCGCACGAGAUCAUCGCCUCCCUCGAAAACCACAGCGGUGGCGAAGUGGCCGACCUGCAGUGGCAGCGCAUGGUCGACGACAUGCGCGCGCUCGGCAAGCUGAGCAACUGCGUCGCCGUGUGCGACGUGUCCGGGAGCAUGUACGGCCGUCCCAUGGAGGUGUGCGUGGCCCUCGGCCUCCUCGUGUCCGAGCUCAGCGACGACCCAUGGCGCGGCCGCGUGGUCACCUUCAGCAGGCGGCCGGAGCUCCACAGGAUCGCCGGCGAGACCCUCUCCGAGAAGACAAGGUUCAUCCAAAGCAUGGCCUGGGGCACGAACACCGACUUCCAGGCGGUGUUCGACAAGAUCCUCGAGGUGGCCGUUGGCGCCAGGCUGGCGCCGGAGCGGAUGGUGCGUCGCGUGUUCGUGUUCAGCGACAUGGAGUUCGACCAGGCGACGGAGAACCCGUGGGAGACGGACUACGAGGCGAUCGUGCGCAAGUUCACGGAGGCUGGGUACGGUGCGGCCGUGCCGGAGGUGGUGUUCUGGAACCUGAGGGACUCCAAGGCCAUGCCGGUGGAGGCCGGGCAGAAAGGGGUGGCGCUUGUCAGUGGGUUCUCCAAGAACCUGCUCAAGGUGUUCCUCGACGGCGGCGGCAUCGUCGCCCCCAGGGCUGUCAUGGAGAAGGCCAUCGCGGGGCCGGAGUACAACAAGCUGACCGUCAUUGACUGAAGUCGAAGAAGCACGCCAUGAGACCGCACAUCCAAGGCCGUGCCUGAGAUUUCGGGGCCUGGGCGAAAUAUUAUAUGGGCUCUUUUAACCCAGCUAUAUAUAUAGACAUGAGAGUAUAUGAACUAAAAUAUAGCUUAUGUUAUAUUGAUAUUUAAUUAUUAUUAUAAAUAUUAAAUAUAUUUUAAUUA